This is a messenger RNA of Xylaria bambusicola, 1805 nucleotides long. Its product is annotated as 26S proteasome subunit RPN7-domain-containing protein. The transcript has 5 exons. Bases 215 to 1624 code for a protein of 469 amino acids. Lineage: Eukaryota; Fungi; Ascomycota; Sordariomycetes; Xylariales; Xylariaceae. The record is from RefSeq and is a predicted model, not a curated record. Gene Ontology annotation, cellular component: COP9 signalosome.
CAACCUAAAAUACGGCUGCGAAAGUACCACCCCCUACGUAUCUGGACGGCAGCAUCCUCUCCAGUCUGAGACUCCAGUUUAAAAGGCCCGGAGAGGGCGAUCGGUAGCUGCAUCGACUGCCUGAUAUCAUCCCACCGACCUCUCUUCUCUUGCAUCACAACAUACCAUACGUACCACACACAUAUACACAUACACCUUACCACUGAUCCCAACAAUGGCUUCCGGUACUCUCGCCUUCUUCACCGCCAUGGAGGAGCAAGGUCGCAUCAUUGUCAACGAUGUACCCAAAUUCGACCUUGAGCUCUACAUCUCCAACUACAGAGGCCGCACUCGCUUUGACCGACUCCUACUGAUCGGACAGUGCUCCGUACCGCUGGGCCUGGACGCUCUAAAGGCCGCCGUCGCCGAGGCCAAGAAAGGGAAAGAUGUGCAACGGUAUCGUGAUGCCUGGGAAUGCAUCCGUAUGGCCGCCCCAGACGAGCCAGAAGCCCAGCUAGAUGAAGCUUGGGUCAACAAUACUGGCAAACUAAACAGAAAUCUUACCCACCAGCUGGAAGCCGAGCUAAAAGGCUACAAGAACAACCUUAUCAAAGAGAGUAUCAGGAUUGGUCAUCGAGAUCUUGGCGAGCAUCUGGAAGACAUGGGCAACCUUAACGGGGCUAUUGAUGCUUACCUUAAGAUGCGGUCCGAAGCCAGUGCCACAGCCCACGUCAUUGAUACCAAUAAACAUAUCAUAAGUGUUUUACUACAGAAGCGUGACUGGUCCGGGAUCCUAGGAUAUGCUAAUAAGCUUGUCAAUCCUGGUUCGUUGACUGAGGAAAUAACUGCCCACCAGCCUUAUCAGAAAAUGGUCGCCGGUCUCGCAUAUCUCGGUUCCGAAAAGUAUGAUGAGGCAGCUAAGUGCUUCCUUGAUGCCGGGGAUCCCAUCAUCUGCCAGCGAUCCAACGAUGUGGCUAGUUCUAAUGACAUCGCAACCUACGGCGGAUUGCUUGCACUUGCCUCGAUGGGCCGAGACGAGUUACAGGAAAAAGUGCUCGAUAACUCUUCAUUUAGAAAUUACCUCGAGUUGGAGCCUCAACUUCGCAAAGCCAUCUCCAUGUUCGUGAAUUGCCGUUACUCGGCGUGCCUGCAGAUUCUCGAACGGUAUCGCGCCGACUACCUCCUUGACAUAUAUUUACAGAGUCACGUGCCCAAGAUCUUCUCGAUGAUUCGAAAGAAAUGCAUCGUCCAAUACCUGGUACCAUUUUCCUGUGUAACCCUCGCCAAUUUGAAUGCGGUAUUUGCCAAGCCGGGCGAGAGUCUCGAGGCGGAGCUGAUAUCAAUGAUCAAGAGCGGCGCGUUGUCAGCACGAAUCAACACAAUUGACAAGGUUCUUGUUACGGUAUCGAGCGAGCCCCGUGUAGCAAUGCAGAUGAAUGCACUACAAACGGUGAGAGACUAUCAUAAAGAGGCUUUGGAACAAAUACGCCGUAUGAAUAUCGCCCAGGCUGAACUUGAGGUGAAGGGACCGGUUCGUAAGGGCGUCAGUGGCUCCGCCGGUUCUGGCAGCUUACCUGGCAUCAGCGACAUGUUAAGUGAUGACAUUAUGAGUGAAUCGACUCAGGUAAUAGAGGGUGUGGCUUAGGGUGAAGCACCCGAUGUGAGACAUAUUGAUUUAAACGGAAAAGCCACUGAACCACGCAGCGUUACGAAGAGUAUGAACGGUGACGCAUAUCUUCCUAUGGCUAGAGUCAAGGAUUGACUCUCCGAAGAUGGGCUAUAAGUAGAGGUUAGGCAAUAAUCGCUAAGCCAUGCGAUUGAAUGCU